AUGCGAACCUAUUUUCAAUCCUCGUUCUUCUUCUUCGUAUUAUUAUUCCUCCUUCUCUUCUUCUUCUUCUUCCUUCUCCUCCUCUUCCUCUUCUUCUUCUUCCUCCUCCUCUUCUUCUUCUUCAUUGGCUUCCUCUUCCUCCUCUUCUUCUUCAUCAUCCUUCUCUUCUUCUUCUUUCUCGUCCUCCUCCUCUUGUUCUUUUUCUUCUUUCUCCUUCUUCUUUUCUUCUUUCUUCUUCUUCAUCAUCAUCAUCAUCAUCAUCAUCGUCCUUUUCUUCUUCUUCUUUCUCCUCCUCCUGUUCUUCCUCCUCCUUCGCCCCAUCUCCCUUUUCUUCUUCCCCUUCUUCUUCUUCUUCCUCUUCUUCUUCUUCCUAAUCCCCCUCAUCCUUUUCUUCUUCCGCCUCCUUUUCUUCUUCCUCUUCUUCUUCCUAAUCCCCUCUUUCUUUUUCGUCUUCUCCUCUUCUUCUUUCUACUCCUCCUCUUCUUCUUUCUACUCCUCCUCCUCUUCUUUCUCCUUUCCCUUUUCUUCUUUCUCUUCUUCGUCGUCGUCCUCCUCCUCUUCUUACUAAUCCCCUCCUCCUCUUCUUCCUCCUCCUCUUCUUCCUCCUCCUCUUCUUCUUCCUCCUCUUCUUCCUCCUCCUCUUCUUCGUUCUCCUCCUCCUCCACUUCUUUUUUUCUUCGUCAAAUCAUUGUUUGUUUCUUUUCUUCUUUCUUUUUUAAUUUCUUUCUUACUUUGGUUCUUUCCUUCUUUAUUUCUUUGUUUUUACUUUCUUUCUUUUUUACUUUCUUUCCUUCUUUCUUUCAUUCUUUUUACUUUCUUCCUUUCUUUCUUUCUUUCUUUCUUUCUUUCUUUCUUUCUUUCUUUCUUCGCACAACGCAAUGGACCAAACAAUUAUGGGGAAAAAUUGUUCGUAUUAAUUCUACUGUUUUUCUAUCUUUCUUUCUUUUUUUUACUUUCUUUCCUUCUGUCUUACUUUCUUUUUUACUUUCUUUCCUUCUUUCUUAUUUUCGCUCUCUUUUACUUUCUUUCUUCCUUACUUUAUUUCCUUCUUUAUUACUUUCUUUUUUACUUUAUUUCUUUCUUACUUUGGUUCUUUUCUUCUUUCUUUAUUUCUUUCUUUUUUACUUUCUUUCUUUCUUUCUUUCUUUUCUUACUUUUUUUACUUUCUUUCUUUCUUAUUUGGUUCUUUUUUCUUCUUUUUUUCUUUUUACUUUCUUUCUUUCUUCUUUGGUUUUUUUCUUUCUUUUUUCUUUCUUUUUUUUUCUUUCUUUCUUUCUUUGGUUCUUUUCUUCUUUCUUUCUUUCUUUCUUUUUUCUUUUCUUUUUUUCUUUUUCUUUCUUUUUUCUUUGGUUUUACUUUCUUUUUUCUUCUUUCUUUCUUUUUCUUUCUUUUUUUUUUUUUUCUUUCUUUCUUACUUUGGUUCUUUUCUUUUUCUUUCUUUCUUUUUUUUUCUUUCUUUCUUUUCUUCUUUCUUUCUUUCUUUUUUACUUUCUUUCUUUCUUACUUUCUUUCUUUUCUUCUUUCUUUCUUUCUUUCUUUUUUACUUUCUUUCUUUCUUACUUUGGUUCUUUUCUUCUUUCUUUAUUUUUUACUUUCUUUCUUUCUUUCUUUUUUACUUUCUUUCUUUCUUACUUUGGUUCUUUUCUUCUUUCUUUCUUUCUUUCUUUUUUUUUUACUUUCUUUCUUUCUUACUUUGGUUCUUUUCUUCUUUCUUUAUUUCUUUUUUACUUUCUUUCUUUUUUACUGUCUUUCUUUCUUUCUUUCUUUCUUUUUUACUUUCUUUCUUUCUUACUUUGGUUCUUUUCUUUUUUUCUUUUUUACUUUCUUUUUUCUUUUUUUUCUUUUCUUUCUUUCUUUUUUACUUUGGUUUCUUUUUCUUUUCUUUUUUCUUUUUUUUUUCUUUUUUACUUUUUUCUUUCUUUUUGGUUCUUUUCUUCUUUCUUUCUUUUUUUUACUUUCUUUCUUUCUUUUUUGGUUCUUUCUUUCUUUUAUUUUUUACUUUCUUUCUUUCUUUUUUCUCUUUCUUUCUUUCUUUCUUUUUUUCUUUUUCUUUUCUUUCUUUCUUUUUUGCUUUCUUUCUUUCUUACUUUGGUUCUUUUCUUUUUACUUUCUUUCUUUUUGGUUCUUUCUUUUUUUCUUUCUUUCUUUUCUUUUCUUACUUUGGUUCUUUUCUUUCUUUUCUUUCUUUUUUUUCUUUCUUUCUUUCUUUCUUUUUUUUCUUUUUACUUUCUUUCUUUCUUUUCUUUUUCUUUGGUUCUUUUCUUCUUUCUUUCUUUUCUUUCUUACUUUUGGUUCUUUUCUUCUUUCUUUUUUUCUUUUUUGCUUUUCUUUCUUUCUUUUCUUCUUUCUUUCUUUUGGUUCUUUUCUUCUUUCUUUAUUUCUUUUUUCUUUCUUUCUUUUUCUUUUACUGUCUUUUCUUUCUUUCUUUCUUUUCUUUCUUUUUUUCUUUCUUUCUUUCUUUCUUUCUUACUUUUGGUUCUUUUCUUUCUUUCUUUUUUUUUUCUUUCUUUUUACUUUUUCUUUCUUUUUUUUCUUUCUUUUUUACUUUGGUUCUUUUCUUCUUUCUUUUAUUUCUUUCUUUCUUUUUUACUUUUCUUUCUUUCUUACUUUGGUUCUUUUCUUUUUCUUUAUUUCUUUCUUUUUCUUUUUUUUUACUUUUUUUCUUUUUCUUUUUUCUUUUUUUACUUUCUUUCUUUUUUACUGUCUUUCUUUCUUUUCUUCUUUCUACAAAUUAAGUUACGUGAUAGCCUUAGGAAGAGUUUUCUUUCUUUCUUUCUUUCUUUCUUUCUUUCAAAUGCCCGUAUGUCAUUUUUCAUUAUCUUUUUUGUUUGUAUGUUUGUUGGUUUCUUUCUUUCUUUCUUUCUUUCUUUCUUUCUUUCUUUCUUUCUUUCUUUCUUUCUUUCCAAUGCCCGUAUGUCAUUUUUCAUUAUCUUUUUUGUUUGUAUGCUUGAUGGUUUCUUUCUUUCUUUCUUUCUUUCUUUCUUUUUUCUUUCUUUCCAAUGUCCUUACGUCAGUUUUCAUUAUCUUUUUUGGUUCUUUGCUUGCUGGCUUCUUUCUUUCUUUCUUUCUUUCUUGCUUGCUUGCUUGCCUUCUUUCUUUCUUUCUUUCUUUCUUGCUUGUUUGCUUGCCUUCUUUCUUUCUUUCUUUCUUUCUUUCUUUCUUUCUUUCUUUCCAAUGCCCUUUUCAUUAUCUUUUUUGGUUGUUUGCUUGCUGGCUUCUUUCUUUCUUUCUUUCUUUCUUUCUUUCUUUCUUUCUUUCUUUCUUUCUUUCUUUCUUUCUUUCUGUCACUUUUAUUAUGUUUUUUUUCGUUUCGAUCCUUCUUUCUUUUUAUUUCUGGCUUGA
Acanthosepion pharaonis is the source of this 3342-nucleotide messenger RNA. NCBI's taxonomy places the organism in Eukaryota, Metazoa, Mollusca, Cephalopoda, Sepiida, Sepiidae. The record is from the annotation of a GenBank genome assembly.